AAAAUCCGGUCCAAGUGAAAUGACCGCCUGGACGACAUUUCUCUAUAAAUGUGGCGAUUUGUUUGGGAUAUCGUUGGUUUUAAGUGAUUUUAAAUGUGUUGUGGUUUUUCGUGUGUUUUAUCGGUUUGUAGAUUUUCAUGUGUGUCCAAAAGUCUAAUAAAUAACAAUAUUCAAACUUCAGGAGCAAUAGAAUUCAGUAAACAGUAGUAAACAUUAAGAAAGUAAAACAUUUUCUACGUUUUUUCUUGUGUUAUACCACGCACUACCAGAUUUUGUGCCCUUAUAAUGUCUAAAAGAAAAUCAAGCGAUUCUCUCGAAAAUGGGCCUAAAAAAAACAAACCCAAUGGCCAUUGGAGUAUGGGACUCCUUGCUGCCAUCGACGACCCAAAACUAUUUAUAGAAUCUGACGAUUUGAUACACAUUAUUAGGGACAAAUACCCCAAAGCCAAAUUUCACUAUUUGGUACUUCCCAAGGAAGACAUCACCAGCAUAAAAUCAGUAACUUCCACACACUUGUCUUUAUUAAAACACAUGGAACAAGUUGCUUUGGAGUUGAUAAGUCGUGAUAAGCACAAAGAAAGCACUUUCAAAAUAGGCUAUCAUGCGGAACCGAGCAUGAGCCGCCUACAUUUACACGUUAUCAGCGAUGAUAUGAAUUCAGAAAGUCUCAAAACGAAGAAGCAUUGGAACAGUUUUACAAAUGAUUUUUUUCUAAAAUCGGAAGAUGUGAUAAAAGAUCUGGAGAAGAAUGGCAAAAUAAUUUUACCACCACGAGAAGUUUGCAAAAAAUUGAUGGAGACGCCUCUGAAAUGUCACAAGUGUGACGUCAAACCCAAAAAUAUGCCUGAACUUAAGAAACAUAUUGUAACUCAUUUUAAUAGAUAAUUUAUUUAUACAAA
Molecule: messenger RNA, 899 nt
Organism: Tribolium castaneum (red flour beetle)
Lineage: Eukaryota; Metazoa; Arthropoda; Insecta; Coleoptera; Tenebrionidae
Gene: Aptx
Product: aprataxin
Exons: 3
Coding region: 286-885 (199 amino acids)
Biological process (GO): single strand break repair
Cellular component (GO): nucleus
Molecular function (GO): single-stranded DNA binding; single-strand break-containing DNA binding; DNA 5'-adenosine monophosphate hydrolase activity
Source: RefSeq, a predicted model, not a curated record